Anguilla anguilla (European eel) is the source of this 1656-nucleotide messenger RNA. It is a transcript of the gene natd1, whose product is annotated as protein NATD1. The coding region runs from base 142 to 474 and encodes 110 amino acids. The record is from RefSeq and is a predicted model, not a curated record. NCBI's taxonomy places the organism in Eukaryota, Metazoa, Chordata, Actinopteri, Anguilliformes, Anguillidae. The transcript has 4 exons.
UCUAGGGUUGAACUAUGUGUGGUUCAGUCCACCCUGUCAGUUUGCGGCGUAUACCAUGAAUUCUCUCCGCUGUAAUUCGCCUACCUUCAUUGCUCAGUGAUUAUCACGCCGCAAAUUUUGUCAACACUGAAAAAGAAAAACAUGGCACAGGCAGCACAGAUUAAUGUCCUCGAACUCAACACACCGAUCACAGUGGAGCACGACCGAAAACGACGACAAUUCACAGUUAGACUAAACGGCUCUCAUGACCGUGCUGUGCUGUUGUAUGAGUAUGUGGGCAAGAGAACGGUGGACCUGCAGCAUACAGAGGUGCCAGAUGCCUACAGAGGAAGAGGGAUUGCUAAGCACUUAGCCAAGGCUGCCAUGGACUUUGUGGUAGAAGAGGACUUGAAGGCCCACCUUACAUGCUGGUACAUCCAGAAAUAUGUUAAGGAGAACCCUCACCCGCAGUACCUGGAACGUGUCCUUCACUGAUGCCAUGAGAGCGAGGGAGAGCGAGAGAGAGGGAGAAGAGCCUGUCUCUUUGGGCUUGGACACAGAUCUGACAUCCAUGCAAAGGGCCAGGGUGAAAGCGGCUCGCGUGCCCGCCGACAUCCGUUUUUCAGGACCUGCGCAAAGCAGAAGAGAUCCGUUCUUUUCCCCCCAAGGGCUAAAUGACUCCGCCGCGUGGCGCGGGAGCCUCCGCCGCGCUUCGACCGGGAGCACCGCGCAGAAAAAUCACCCACGGGCUGGUGUUCCCCGCGUUCGCCCGGCUGUGCUCUCGCUGCCAACAUGGAGCGGGCCGGCUUGCUUCACCGACAGCAGGAGGACCUGCGCGACUCGUGGUCGUCUGUCGUGUCACUCAAGACGCUCAGGAAGGCCCGUUUUUUCUCUCUGCGCGUUUGGAGAUGCCGGCCAUUGGGUGCGGAGACACCCGGGACCUAUUUUUACAGUCAGCUGAGACGCUAAUCAAGUUGUGCUGCAGGGAUUAGCAGCCUGCAAUGUGACCUGAUCUGUCAGUAGCAGGCUGUACAGAUCCCAGACACCUCUCCUGCUACUUCCAGGACAUUGUCUGGGGCACUGUUGGAAGAGCAUGAAAUUCAGGAAUUUCUCUGUUGUUGCUAUAAACUCAUAUGUCUGUUACAUUUCUAGUCAACCAAUGGACUCAGUAUGUAUCUCGAUGGUUCCGUUGAGCAAUCUAGAGGCAGUUGAGUGUCCCUAUUUAUGCCCUUCAAGCAACACUGGGCUGUAUGUACCCAAACCUUCAGCAUCCUGUAUCACAAGAAGACGAAAGACGUGCCACUUUCUAAAUGAAUCAGAUAUUACCGGCCUGUGUCAUCAAGGUUUGAUUUAUAAACAUGAUAAACAUGAGUUGAUGAACAGUAGAUUUGUCUCAACAGUUGCUGCUGGGUCAUGCCUGUAUGGUUGCUGUGUAGUGUGAGGGGGUGGGGGAAGUCUCUGUGCAGCAUAUCAAAUGCCAUGUGAUCCUCAAGCAGAAGCUUCCUCCUCACCAGUCACCCAGGACUUGUCUGCAGUGGACUCAAGGAAAAGUAGGCUUACACUUCAGACAUAGAUGAAACUGCCUGUGUUUCCGUAUGCCUAAAACCUUUUUGUUGACAACUUAUUUCUUUUUUUUUUUUUAAAUGUAUUAAAAACUUUAUCAAUUCCUGACUUCUG